Molecule: messenger RNA, 438 nt
Organism: Penaeus indicus
Lineage: Eukaryota; Metazoa; Arthropoda; Malacostraca; Decapoda; Penaeidae
Product: pro-resilin-like
Exons: 4
Coding region: 1-438 (145 amino acids)
Cellular component (GO): extracellular matrix
Source: RefSeq, a predicted model, not a curated record
AUGAUUCAGACAUCAAGGGACCAAUUGUAUAUGCAACCAAAAAUAGAGAAUCCUUCCAAAAAGCAAGUCCCCCUCCUGCUCAGUCUGGCAGCCGUCGUUGCCGCAGACAGCCGUGAGAUUUACCGCCCACCUCAGUCUUCCCAGGAUACCUCAGAGUCUUCCGAAGAAUCCUACGAGUCUUCUGAGGCCAAGUACAGCUUCAACUGGGCCGUGAGCGAUGACUCCUCAAGUAACGAGUUCGGACACCAGGAGGCCCGUGACGGCGACCACAUCCAGGGAUCUUACUACGUGGAGCUCCCCGAUGGCCGCCUGCAGACCGUCAAGUACUUCGUGAACGGCGACUCCGGCUAUGUGGCUGAGGUCAACUACGAGGGCGAAGUCUCCGACGAGUCUAACUCUUCUGAGUCUGAGGAGGAUGUAUCAGUAUACAAGUCGUAG